GUGUCUCCAGCCUUUACAGUCCCCCUACGUUGAUCCUGCUCGACAAUAGAAUUCCACCGCGUUGAAAAGCCUUUGAUCAAGAUUUCCAUAUACCCACACCCACCAAGGAAGCGAUUGGAAACUCAUUUUGAUGCCAGCUUUCCACCGAAAGGUGUGGGCCACGCGUGUCGAGCCGUAUCGUCUCGGCGCGUCGAGUCGUGCCGCGAAUACGAGCGAAUGCCUCGUUCUAAUGACCUACUCCCACAUCGGCGAGGGUCCGUGCUCCCAGCCGAGCAAAGUCGAGUUCAGUCGUCGACUGACCGGGGUCCGGGCCUUUUCCGCGGGCCUGAUUCACCCGAUGCCAGAUACGUGUACACUCCCGAGCGAGCCGGGCCUUCCGUUCCUUUCCCGUUGACGGUACGUGUGCGCAAAUUAUUCUGACCCUCGACGCCGGUUCAGUGCCGUGGGAGCUGCUUGGUUCUUGACUCCUUCAAACUGCGACUCUCGAAAUAAUUAGGAGAGAUCACGAGGGGCCAAGUUUUCGCCAUCGCAAGUAUGCGUCUCCAGACACUUCUUGGCUUAUUGUUCGUCGUAUGCGUGCUAGUCGUAAGGGAUGCUUCUGGCCACGGAAGACUGAUCGAGCCGCCCUCGAGGGCCUCGAUGUGGAGGUACGGCUUCGACACGCCGCACGAUUACAACGAUAACGAGUGCUACUGUGGCGGAUUCACCAGACAGUGGCAACGGAAUAAAGGGAAAUGUGGAAUCUGCGGGGACCCCUGGGACUCCAGAACGCCACGUACACACGAGACAGGGGGAAAAUACGGAAACGGCGUGAUUACAAGAAAAUACCGAACUGGCUCGGUGAUACCGGUUCAUGUGGAGCUUACGGCGAACCACCACGGCUAUUUCGAGUUUCGUACGUGCGCGAUGACCUACAAGGACAAGGAAGUCACCCAGGAUUGUUUGGACCAGUAUCUCCUACGGGCGGAGAACGGGUCGAUCAGAUAUUAUCCAGGCCCAGGGAAUAGGAUUUUCGAGGCCUUCUAUAAACUACCAGACGACCUGACCUGUGCUCAAUGCGUUUUUCAAUGGAGAUACAUCGCUGGAAAUAAUUGGGGCGACUGUGGAAACGGAACAGGAGCUGUGGGUUGUGGUCCGCAGGAAGAAUUUCGUGCUUGCGCUGAUAUCACCAUAGGCGAUGACGUGGAGCCCCUACCACCGAGACCACCGAAGGAGCCAACAGUUCCUGGCGAGAAAUCCCCAACGGAACCAACACUGGUGCCCAAGUCCCAUGGGCCCCACUGGCUGUUCAGUAUCGUCAUCGCUGGUACGUGCCUGCUGGUUGUGCUGGCGGCUAUGGCGUUGCUUUACUCGUACUACUAUCACGCUGGCAGAGCCAAAAAGUGGCUCAUGGCGAGGCGAUUACUGGCACCUGAAAGUCCACCUGUCGCUCCACCGAGGCAUAAAAGACACACAUCCCAUGCACCAUUGCAGCUGUAGAAAGACAUUUGCGUUU
Molecule: messenger RNA, 1495 nt
Organism: Hylaeus volcanicus
Lineage: Eukaryota; Metazoa; Arthropoda; Insecta; Hymenoptera; Colletidae
Exons: 4
Coding region: 535-1479 (314 amino acids)
Source: RefSeq, a predicted model, not a curated record